Messenger RNA from Rhodofomes roseus, 1971 nucleotides. RefSeq lists its product as uncharacterized. The record is from RefSeq and is a predicted model, not a curated record. Gene Ontology annotation, molecular function: DNA-binding transcription factor activity, RNA polymerase II-specific; RNA polymerase II cis-regulatory region sequence-specific DNA binding. NCBI's taxonomy places the organism in Eukaryota, Fungi, Basidiomycota, Agaricomycetes, Polyporales, Fomitopsidaceae. The transcript has 3 exons. Bases 222 to 1880 code for a protein of 552 amino acids. Gene Ontology annotation, biological process: regulation of transcription by RNA polymerase II.
AGCGUAUAUUCGCACCCUAUGGAGCGCCUGCGUCGUCUGUGCCACCUUCAACGGCCUCGCCUCAGCUGCCCGACACGAGGAGUAGUGACUCGAGUAGCCCCGCUGGCUCGGUCGGCAGCCAGCCGGACCGCCGCGGCGGCGGCGACGGGCACGGGGGCCCCCAAGACGUGUCGCAUGUUCCGGCUGUUACAGGGCAGCCGAGUAGGGCUCAGGGCUCACAGAUGGGCGCGGUGAUACACACACAGGGCGCGGCAACCGUGUCACCACAAUCGAUUGGUCCCGAUACAUCCUACAGUGCAUAUAUUCGUCGUGGCGGGUUGGAACAAGCUGGCGUUGGGAAUACGGUGGCACAUGGGAUGACGGGUAAUGUACUCCAACGUCAACCGGUGCAUCGGUUCGCCUCUACAGGUAUCGUAGCGGGCCCACCGCCGCACCACUUCUUCGACGAGCGGCGCCACAUCCACGGCGGCGACCCUCCUUCCCACUCCCACACUCCAUCUUUUCCGCAGACCCCACAACUCGACUUUCGCACUCGCCAGCUCUCUCUUGAAGACAACCCGGUGCACUACGAAAGGCAUCCACAGGCGCAGCAUGGUGUGGCGCCACCAUUCCCGCCCUCCCCGUCAACAGCACCCGCGGGCAUAGGUCCUGGCAACGUUCCGCAGCCUCAGCCCCAUCUGAACUAUAUCGCCGCAGCCAAUUUGGGUGAAAAUCUGACACUCGACAUGCUGUCGGAUUCCGCCAUCCCCGGAGAAAAGCCCAACUACCCGUACCCAACUCUGAUUAGGGCGGCGAUCCUCGGUAGUCCACGCAGGGCUCUCACUCUGCAAGGAAUCUACAGAGCACUUCAAGAUAGGUUCCAAUGGUUCAGAGACCACGGAAACGACAGGGCUUGGCAGAACUCGAUCCGCCACAAUCUCUCGCUGAACAAUGUGUUCCGUAGACUGGCUAAACCCAUUACGGAACCCGGGAAAGGCAGCUACUGGACCGUCGACCUCGCUGCAGGCGAAGGCAACAAGCGGGAGCGCAAGCGCACCAAGCGCUCCGGCAGGACCCAAUACAAUCAGCGCACAACUCAAGCCGACGCGCCUUCUACAUCACGCUACGCCGCGAAGGAAAAUAGCAGCAGUGAGGAGGAAGGCGACGGCCAGUUUAGGCGACCAUCUCACAGCCAGAGCCUCCCCACAACUCCGUACCUCAGCCGGCCAAUGUACAACCCACCGCACGUCGACCCGGCGCUUCUGCAGGGACACUUCGUCGGACAGGGCCGUAUGCUGCCGCCCAGGAGCCCCAGACUUGGGCCGGCUCCAUACGCUCGCUCUGCCUUCCCGAUGCCUGCUCCUAUGUCGUCUCUACAGGACUCGCAUUUCCCUGCGCUUGGCCAUUUCUCAGUUCGCCCAGGUCAAACCACGACAUUCGGGAACCCGACGUUCGGUCAUGGCCCGUCUGGCUUCGACGCGUGGGAAGCCUCCUUCAUGGCCGGCCCUCCUGCGGGACCGCCGACCUGGGGUACGCAGGCUUCUCCUUCGCCGAUAUUUGACAUGCCCUUCCCGCAUGCAGGUCCAUCUCAUACUCCCGACAUCGGAUACUCGCCUCAGAUCCCUGCUCAAAAUACUCGAGGCCGUUCUAAUCGUCCCAUGACCAGCCCUGCUACGAUGGUUGCGGGUGCUUCUAGCGCCGCGAUGGGUGUCCAGUCGAAUACACCUAUCUAUCACCGCGGCUCUAUUGCUGUCUCUGCCGAUACCGUAGGUUCAGCUACCGGCACGAGCUCUCAGAGCUCUGUCUCCGAGACCAGCAGCGUUCACAACGUCGCGGGACCCAGUGUUCUCCGUGUCUACAAGCGCGAGAGCAGUUCGUCUGGGUCGUCUCAGGAGUUAUAGGUCCCCUCGAAGGUCUACUGCGGCCGGUCGAUGUCUUCCGCGGAAGGUUCAAACCUCGUGUCAUGGAGGAUAUUCCAAUAGGAUAUGCGCC